Molecule: messenger RNA, 849 nt
Organism: Ilex paraguariensis (yerba mate)
Lineage: Eukaryota; Viridiplantae; Streptophyta; Magnoliopsida; Aquifoliales; Aquifoliaceae
Source: the annotation of a GenBank genome assembly
AUGGUACGUAAUCGGGAUGGGCAAACUAUUCACGCUCAAGCAGAAUCUAGAGAUGGGCGUAUUAGAGCCCAUGGACACUGUUCACGUGAUGCACCUGCUGCUGGACAUGGCCUUUGUUCACUAGAUGCAGCCCCUGCUGCUGGACUCUGUUCACAUGAUGCAGCACCUGCACUUAGUCACAUAAAUACUCCACAUGAUCUCAACACAAAGCAUGGAGAAGAUAAGGAUAAUGAAGCUAGAGAUAUCUCAAAUAAUACAUCGGCUAAUUUUCACACCUUUCAUGAAUGGGUUAACCCCUUGGAUAACUCUUCAAUCUCCCAGCAGGAACAAUCUCAAAUACCAUCAAGGGGGAGUACCUUAAAUUCUCUGGAAGAUCCCAAUACAGCUCCUCUGUCAUUUCCAUCUGCUGGUGCAUGUUUACAACCUCCUACAUCCUCAUCAGCUGGUCGAAUAUUGGAGUCCUCGUCAUCACUACCACCUGAAGUAUCAACUGAGCCAGCUUUACCAGUGUCGUCUCCCUCUUCGGAAUCCCCUGUAUUGCCUCAUUCAUCAUCACCUUGUUCGGUGGACAUCGUCAACUCUGGCAUAUCUUCACCAAGUUCACCACAUAGCAUUCCAGGUUCGCCUACUGCUGCAACACCAUCUGGACAGUUAUAUGUAGACCUUGCACCUGCUGCUGGACAUGGACACUAUUCACUUGAUGCAACCCCUGCUGCUGGACUCUGUUCACAUGAUGCAGCACUUGCUGCACUUAGUCACAUAAAUACUUCACAUGAUCUCAACACAAAGCAUGGAAAAGAUAAGGAUAAUGAUGCUAGAGAUAUCUCAAGUGAUAAAGACAAGGACUAA